AUGCUAGGAGAUGAAGACAUCGGCUGUAAAGACGAAGAAGCCCUCUUGGGUGGAAGCAGAGAAUGGGGUUUUUGGGAAACCGUUGCGGGACGCGGUGCCUCGCUGAAGGCAACACGUACAAGACUUGCCGGUGCACUAGGCUUUCGAACUCUCACACGUACAUACAGCAGCUUGAAGAAUGCAGAAUCUUCUGGAACACUCGACCCUCAUUCGGCGCCGUCUGCAGAUGCUCUUUCUGACGUCCCAGAAUAUGAUCCAAAUGCUCCUUUCCUCGCCCCAGGGCAAAAAAGAACCUUCCGUAGCAAGAUCCGACUUGGAACCCCGCAAUCACCUCACUACGACAAUAUUGACGAACCGUUUUCGUUCCCAUUGCUUGGAAGGCAUGAAAAGCAUCGAAGACUACGAAGUAUGCUACAUGGACUUGGACAAGCUGCGGACGCUAUUUGUAAGGUACACAAGCAGAAGAUGGAGGCUCACUUUAAAGCGAUUUGUCCGGUCCCGGGUGGGACCACUGAGGUGCUUCUGCACAUUGAGUUUACUGAAAUAGAAAGUGUUCCCAAAAACUCAUGGCAGCAGCUCAGAGUAAAGAUUCAACGAUCAGGCCCAUUUGACAGCCGGCAUUGUCAGAAGGGCAAACAAAUUACUUCUCUGGAGUGCUCAGAAGACCGGACAGUGUGCCUUGUACGGGACCUGUCUUGCUCAAAAUCUACGCCACAAAUGACUGAAGCUCUUCGUAGGGCCAGGCACUCUUCCUUGAUGUUGCUCUUUCGAGCUUAUUGA
This is a messenger RNA of Eimeria necatrix, 780 nucleotides long. RefSeq lists its product as hypothetical. The transcript is spliced from 8 exons. Bases 1 to 780 code for a protein of 259 amino acids. Lineage: Eukaryota; Apicomplexa; Conoidasida; Eucoccidiorida; Eimeriidae. The record is from RefSeq and is a predicted model, not a curated record.